Messenger RNA from Parascedosporium putredinis, 825 nucleotides. The record is from the annotation of a GenBank genome assembly. NCBI's taxonomy places the organism in Eukaryota, Fungi, Ascomycota, Sordariomycetes, Microascales, Microascaceae.
AUGUCGCCCCUUGUUUGGCUUAUCACCGGAAGUACCUCGGGCCUUGGAGCUGCCCUUACGAACUACAUCGCAUCCCGCGGUGACAAAGUCAUUGCUACGGGCCGCAAGGUUGAAGAGCGCCUCGGGCACUUGAAAGCCGCCAAUGUCGCACUCCUCGAGCUGGAUAUAACCGCUGAAGCAACAACGAUCGCUACUCAGGCAAGAAAAGCUUGGGAUAUCUUUGGCAGGAUCGACGUUCUCAUAAACAAUGCAGGCGUCUCUUCAAUGAGGAGCGCUGAGGAAGCAGAUGAUGAUUAUACAAAGAACAUGUUUGAGGCAAACCUAUUCGGACACAUGCGCGUCACGCGCGCAUUUCUACCACUUCUUCGAUCCCAAGGCGAAGGCUGCAUCGCGUUCACCUCUUCAAGCACGGCUUGGGCCGGGUUGCCCUUUAUGUCUCAAUACGCUGCGUCCAAGGCCGCACUAAGCAUGUACGCGGAAUGCUUGCACAAGGAGAUUGCGCCACUCGGCCUGAGUCUUGUGUCUCAUUACAUGGCCAACCCCAUGUCCCACAUGCCCGGAGACCUCGCCAAAGCUGCCGCAUUCAUGGUGGACGUGGUUACACGAAACGUCAAGGAUACAGAGGUGUCGACACAAGAGCCGACGAGUCGGAAAUGGGCUGUGCGCGUGGCGCUCGGGUCGGACGGGGCCGGGUUUGUGCGCCAAAAAUGCACUGAGAUGUUGAGGUUGCUUGAUGAUUGGCAAGAGGCGUCGACUGGGACAGACAGAGACGGGGAAGCAUCUGAUGCGGUGAGGGAGAUGUUGGAAUUUACCACCAUUAUUUAG